AUGAGUGUUUUGUUAGGGAAUGGAAAUGGAACACUUCGAUCACAAAUAUCCUAUUCAACUGGGCAAAAUCCGAUGGGUAUAGCUGUAGCUGAUUUAAAUAAUGAUACACACAUCGAUAUUGUUGUUGCUAAUAAUGGUAGUAAUUACUUAAGUGUUUUUCGUGGGUAUGGUAAUGGUAGUUUUACAACAGCUACAAGUUUACCAACAGAUUCGUCAGUAACAGCAGUGGCUAUUGCUGAUUUAAAUGGUGAUGGUCGACUAGAUAUAGCUGCAACUGCUCAAAACAAUAAAAUUUUGGAUAUACUUUUCAACAUAUGCUGA
Molecule: messenger RNA, 321 nt
Organism: Adineta steineri
Lineage: Eukaryota; Metazoa; Rotifera; Eurotatoria; Adinetida; Adinetidae
Source: the annotation of a GenBank genome assembly